Molecule: messenger RNA, 2308 nt
Organism: Cryptomeria japonica (Japanese cedar)
Lineage: Eukaryota; Viridiplantae; Streptophyta; Pinopsida; Cupressales; Cupressaceae
Product: F-box/FBD/LRR-repeat protein At1g13570
Exons: 5
Coding region: 237-1568 (443 amino acids)
Molecular function (GO): protein binding
Source: RefSeq, a predicted model, not a curated record
CUUCCCCCAAUAUGAACUCCCAUACAAACUUUGUAAUUCCUUCUAGAAAUAUUUCUUGCCUCGCAACAAAUUAAUGGUCUUUUAAAGAUUUCUCGGCACAAACCAAUGUUCUUUCGUUUCGAAGGAAAUUCGCGCUAUCAGAUAAUGCCAUCAAUCGCAAUGGUCUGUGUUUGAGAAUCCUCAACUUUACAGCUGCUCUGUUCUUCUAUAUUAUCCGGAAAACAAAAAAAACAAUCAUGGCCGCCCACGAUGCAUUUUACCCACUUCCCGACUCUCUUCUUUCUUUCAUACUAACAAAAAUGCCAAUAAAAGAUGCCGUCAAAUCUUCCGUUCUUUCCAAGAGAUGGAGAUUUCUCUACACUCAGAUGUCUGAUCUCACUUUCUCUCCGACUCUUGUUUUGGGGCCUGAUAGCCCUUCUCUCAAUUCUCUCCUCGUGUCAAGACUUGAGAAUAUAAUUUCCAACAUCUUGCUUCUGCAUUCACACAAUCUGGAGGCCUUUCAUCUCCACAACAACGGGUUCGAUCAUAAUCAACGGCGCUUCUCUCGUGAAAAUGUAUGCAAAUGGGUAAGACAUGCAUCUCGGUGUAAUAUUCAACACCUCACUCUAUCUGACCACCAUGUGCCGGCUCUUUUCUGUGAGUGCUGCCGUGCUUUAAAAGAAACGCCACCCCCUGCUCUUUUUUCAUGUUCGCGUCUCGUAACACUGUAUCUGUACGACUACUCCCUCACCAGUAUCCCAGAUAAUUUUGACGGAUUCCCCUGUUUGAUUACUUGUCGCCUCAAGAAUGUUCGAUUGACUGAUGAGUCUUUAGUCUCCUUCAUUUCGCUCUGCCCCCUUCUGCAAAAACUGGAAAUAACAGCAGAUGAUUUGCUAGGUAAUGUAGUAAUCUUUUCAUCCACCAUUGAACAUUUGCAUAUGCAACACGCAAGAUCUCUCUCUGUUAACUGCCCCAAACUUAAAAUUAUGUCGGGGUUAAUGUGUGGGGAUUUGAUUGUAAAUGGUGUAAGGUUCUAUGAGUUUUCUUCUGUCAUCUGGCAUCUUGAAAUGGACCAUGGAAGUACUCUGAGGGAAUUGUCGAUGGACUUCAGCGUGGCAAAAUUUUCAACAAGUAGAUUUCUUCACAUAGUAGGCAACUGCCAAACCUUGAAGGAACUGGUUAUAUACCUGGGUGAUAUCAGGGAAAUAAAGAUGGAUGCUCCUCUGCUAAACCUGUUUCACAUGCUUCCAAAUCUUCAGCGUCUGCAUAUAAUGGGCUCCUUUUUACUGGAGUGUGCAAGAGAUCCUAUACCUGAUUGCCUCGCCUUUCCACAUGUUAACCUUAAGAAAAUACGUGUAGAAGUACUUGAGUUUGACUCCAAAGAGAUUGCAGCAAUCAGUUGCUUGCUCCAGAGUAUGCCCUCUCUUGAAACAAUGGAAAUUCGGCUACCUGACGAAGAUGAUGAAGGUCGAUGUAUGAACUUCUUUAAAGAUAUUUUGUACUUGAGGAGAGCAUCUUUACUAGCAAGGAUUAUUGUACUAGAAUGCACACCGAAUGAUUACGAGGAUAUUCCACAUUGGGAGGACUGAGCCCUUCGUGGAAUAGAGAAGAAUGAAGAUGCUAAUAUCUCACGACUUUAUUGGAUCUGCUAAAUAGUGAAGUUUUUUAUUGCUAAAGAAGAGGGAAUCAGCGCUAUUGACAUUCCCCAUGUAUGGCUGUUCAUUCACAUCUGAAGUGCAUCAGCAAAGGCAAAUUUAGAGGUUGCAGAAAUUGUAGCCAUGUGUGUCCAACCAGAAGUAGAUUAUUGUUCAGCAGAAAGAGAGCACAAGGGGAAGAAAUGAAAUAAAUUGAAUUAAUGCCCUUUGAAGUUUUAGUCUGAAUGCAUGGUCUUUCAAUUCAGCCAUACUUUUGAGGCCAUCCUUCCAUUAAUCAAGUGUAACAUAGCCUGAACUUGGCAUUGAUGUUUUAUCUCUAUAACAGUAUAUAUUUGUUUGUGAAUCAGCAUGGCAGUAUAGUAGUUAACCAAAUUUGGAAGAUCAAUCUGUUAAAUAUUAUAGAAGCUCAUCAUUUUGUCUCGUAUACCAAAAUUUAUGCAGCUAAAUGAUGAUGAUAGUACAAUAAGCCAGUCAUUCAGCAUUUAAUGAUAUUUUUUAUAUAAAUCCACCAAGGAUUAUGGAGAGCUUAGCUGCCAGUUGCUGUCACAAAAAUUUAUAUCUCUGUUGUCAAUUUGUUUAGUAUAACAAACUCCACGUAGCUGCAAGAACAAUCAAUUUCUGUUUCACAACUCGCAAAGACAAUUCCAUCGCUAAUAAAUCUGUCCUAACAAAUU